Acipenser ruthenus (sterlet) is the source of this 3201-nucleotide messenger RNA. Its product is annotated as kelch domain-containing protein 4-like. NCBI's taxonomy places the organism in Eukaryota, Metazoa, Chordata, Actinopteri, Acipenseriformes, Acipenseridae. The transcript has 12 exons. Bases 188 to 1960 code for a protein of 590 amino acids. The record is from RefSeq and is a predicted model, not a curated record. Gene Ontology annotation, molecular function: protein binding.
GCUAGAGUCAUUGGCAGACGUCUUACUGGCUGCCUCCCCUACUGUGUCGUAAUAGGAAGUGACACAAGUUUCACCAGUAGUCGUAGGAAGUGCUGUGUUGUUAUUUUCCCAUGUGUGUUUUUGGCUGUACAGCUUGCUCCACGUUUUACCGCUGUUUUCAAGACGGAGUCGCGCAGGAAACAUAAACAUGGUCAAGAAAGGCAAAAAAGAGAAGAAAGUGAAGGGGGCUGAAAAAACAGCCGCUAAAAUGGAGAAAAAAGUCUCCAAAAGAUCGAAGAGAGAGGAGGAGGAUCUUGAAGCACUGAUAGCUGAAUUCCAGGCACUUGAUUCUAAGAAGACGCAAGUUGUUGAGACAGCCUGCCCUCCCCCUUCACCUCGGUUAAAUGCCUCCCUCUCUGUCCAUCCUGAGAAAGAUGAGCUAAUCCUGUUUGGUGGUGAAUAUUUCAAUGGCCAAAAAACCUUUCUGUACAGUGAUCUGUUUUUUUACAACAUUAAGAAGAACUCUUGGACAAAAGCUGACGUUCCAAACCCUCCACCGCGCCGCUGUGCGCACCAGGCCGUCGUGGUGUCGCAGGCUGGCGGCCAGCUCUGGGUUUUUGGAGGGGAGUUCGCAUCUCCAGACGGUGAACAGUUUUACCACUACAAAGACCUGUGGGUGCUUCAUCUGGCAACCAAGACCUGGGAACAGAUCAAAGCCACUGGAGGGCCUUCAGGGAGAAGUGGGCAUCGGAUGGUGGCUUGUAAGAGACAGCUGGUUGUCUUUGGAGGUUUCCAUGAGAGCACAAGGGAUUAUGUUUAUUACAAUGAUGUUUACACCUUUAACCUGGACACCUUCACCUGGGCCAGAAUCGCCCCCUCCGGAACCGCUCCCUCCCCUCGCUCUGGCUGUCAGAUGACCACCACACCAGAAGGGGGCAUCAUCAUCUACGGGGGAUACUCUAAAGUGAAAGUGAAAAAGGAUGUGGACAAAGGUUCUCACCAUACAGACAUGUUCCUGCUGAAAAACGAAGGCAAAGAGGGAAAAGAUAAGUGGGCAUGGAGCCGAAUGAAUUCAGCGGGAGUGAGGCCCACCCCCCGCUCAGGAUUCUCCCUGGCCGUCGGCCCCAACAACCGCACGGUGCUGUUCGGAGGGGUGUACGACGAGGAGGAUGACGAGUCGCUGGAGGGAGACUUCUACAAUGACAUGUACUUCUACGACAUGGGCAAGAACCGCUGGUUCACAGGGCAGCUCAAGGGUCCCAAGACGGAGAAGAAAAAGCGUCGGAGAGACAAGAAGGCCGAGGAGGAGGGUGCUGGGGGAGAGCCGGGCGUGGAGACGGAGGCACUCCAGGAGCCGGUGGAGAUUGUGAAGGAGAUUGUGGGAGAGGAUGGGACUGUCAUGACCAUCAAGCAGGUCAUCUCACCACCCAGCGCCCAGGGGGGCGUAUCAGACUUGGAGAGCGAGGAGGAGGAGGAGGGGAGCGAGGCGGGUGGAGCUGAAGUUGCCAUGGUGGAGCCUUGUCCUCGCUCCAACGCCAUGACCACUGUGAAGCACGGGGUCCUCUAUGUCUACGGGGGCAUGUUCGAGGUGGGAGACCGACUGUUCACACUCAACGACCUUUACAGUGUCGACCUGCACAAGAUGGAUGAGUGGAAGGUUCUUGUGGAGAUGGAUCCCAAAACGCAGGAGUGGCUGGAGGAGUCUGACUCGGAGGGAUCGUCCGACGAGUCUGAUGAAGGAGCGACGGGGGGGGAUGAUGAAGAGGAUGAAUCAGAUGACUCGGAGGAAGAAAGUGAGGAAGGAGAAGAGAAUGAUCACCCUCCUGUUAAGCCUGGAGAGGAGUAUGGAGACUACCUGAGCAGGACUGAACAGUACUGGGUGAAAGUAUCCCGGGCGAAUAUGGGCCCAGAAGCCAAGGAAAAGAAAGUUGUGAAGGUAGCUCGUGCCAUGGCAAAGGUUUUGUAUGACGGCCUGGUCUGAUACAAGCCCGCAUUAACGACAUACAAUGACUAAAGCAAGUCCUCGUAGCAUGGAAUUAAAACUUAUAAAACACACAGUAAACCUUUUUCAAAGGUUCAUUUUUGUAAUGUUUAAAAAUGACCAUAUUUUUCAGAGUGAUUGUCAACACCAUUUUUAUGCAUUGGAAUACUAGACUGCAAUCAGCUGAUCCUGAUUAAGACUUCUACAACAGCCUUGUGUUUUUAAUGACUACGCACAAUAUAUACAGUUAUCAUUUAAUUCAAUGUAAAGACCUUCAGGAAUUUCAGGAACUUGCACAAUCCUAAAAUUCAAGAUUCUAGUUAAUUUAAAAAAAACCUAUAGAGUAUCUCCACAGGAUGAGGGGGCAUAUAAUUGUAAUGUUUGUGUGUAUAACUUGGUCAAGUUAUGAUUUGUAUUAUUUGGUUAUUAUAUUGUUUUAAGAUUUUCUGUAAAUUUGCAAACUAUUUCAGACUCUGCCAUUAUUAAAUAUGGGUGCUACUGUUAUUUGAUAACAUAUUUAUUCCAAACUGGUUUUGGGAAACAUAAUAAUAGAUGUGUGACAUAAAGACAAUGAUUCUUGGUGGUAAAUCUCCCUCUCGACCUGUGAGGGCGCUAAGUAACAGGAACAGAGUACUCUGGACUACUUGACCUGACACUUCGUUCUGAGGGUUAAAAGGAAGUUGGUCAUGUAGAAAAGAGACGGAGCUUCAGUACACUAACUCAUUGACCCGGAGGGGAAAUGAUGUGACAGCUGCAGAUCAUAAAAAGCAGCUGCAAUCGUUUACCAAGGGGUCAUGAGUGACGGUAUAAAUAGGGGUCGAAGCGAUGUUAUCUGUUCCUUCGUUUUGGUUGUGUCAUUGACCUGGAAGGACCUGUACUGUUGGUGAAAUGAUCAUGAGUGUUUGUUUGUUCUGUCUAUUGUUGAGUGUAUUCACUAGACGGCUAACACGAUCCGGAGCUGUCACCAGAGGCCUGCACAAACCCGGAAGAGCACUUCAUCUGUACCACUGUAAAACUGUAUUGCACCACAAUCACUAAUUCACGCACUAACCAGACUUGUGUAUGUGUUUUGUGUUUAAUGUGGGGCUACAAGAAUGGGACUAUUAAUUCAGGCCCAGCUUGGGGGAUUAUAAAUGUCAGUAAUACACGCUGCUGUAUUACUUAUCAUUACUGUUUCCUGUUUGUUUUGCCGUCAGGCAUUGGACAAAAACAACUAAUAAAAACAAACCUUUUCACCUGGA